CACAGACUGGGGGAGAGUGAAAGACAGGCAGUAGGAGGGGGUGUGAGAGGGAGACAUAAAAAUUAAGUGAGCUGACAGAACAGAUCAGCUCCAGGCUAACUCCUCCAGAGUUGAGUCACUAAUAACCUGAUUCUUUACCACACCACAGGUUAAAAACUGAAGGGAAGAGUCAAACUACCUGAUCUGUAACCAUGAUUGGUGAGUUGAUCAGUGUCGGUGUUCUUCUUGGAGCUGUGUCAUCUCAAUUUUCACCAGAUCCAUCUUCACCUUCCACAUUUAUCUCCGAUGAAGGACCAUGUCGGAUUUACAACUUUGGUCUGUCAGCAGACUGUCAGGGAAGAAAGCUAGAUUUCGUUCCAUGGAGACAGCUUCCAGUUACACUUGAAAGCAUUGACCUCUCUUAUAAUGGGCUUCAUGUUAUCAGUGCAGCUGACUUCCAGAACUUUCCUGAGCUUCGCAUCCUUCUACUGCAGUACAACAACAUUUCACACAUUGCCAAUGAGACUUUUAAAAAUAACCCAUUACUGGAGCAUCUCAACAUUUUUAAUAACUCAUUGCAUGAAAUUCCUGCUUCACCUCUGACAUCCCUCCUCAAUCUGAAGGAGCUCUCCAUGUCAAAUAAUCUUUAUAGACAUGCAACUUUAGCAGACAGUUUCUCUAAAUUAGUCAGACUCAAAGUUCUGUCCUUGGGAGGGCCUUUGGUGAUGGGACUAAAGAAAAAUGAUUUUCAGCCCCUAAAAAACAUCCAGUUACAAGCUUUUGCCAUCAAGUGCUCCUCUAAUUUAAGUUACUACGAGCCAGGAAGCUUAGAAGUCAUCCACACAAAACAGAUGGGCUUUGACAUGGCGAUCGAUCAACGACCGAAUGCUCUCCAUCAUAUGCUACGUGAUCUCGCCAACAAGACACUCAGUGUCAUUCAAUUCCGCAACCUGUUUGAAUUCACAUACUACAUGGGUGAUGAAGAUAUUUUCCUGAACUUAAAAGACAUUAGAGCAUUUCAGCUCAUCUUUCACAGAGGCAAGUUCAACGAAAAUCUCCUGAAGAUGGCAUUACUGAACUUACAAGUGACUCCCAUCAAACGGCUUAGACUUCAGUACAUCGACUUUGCCCGUUCACCAACAUUUGUCGACAGUGGAGCAGGUUCUAGCAUAACCAAGCUGAGUCUGGAUAACUUGGAUCUUUGGUAUAUCAGCAAUCCUGAUGUGCUGCGAUUUGACUGGCGCUUCACCUGGUUCAAGAGAAUAAAGCAGCUGUCUAUCCAGUAUGUGUAUUUCAGCAGUGUGCCUUGUGACUCCUGGGCUGAGAUGGAAGGUGUGGAAUUAUUAGAUGUUUCAAACAAUCGAUUGAAUGAUGAUGUUUUCUACAACAAGAGAUGUAAUUACAAAGGUUCCAUGCCAAAUCUUCUCACCUUCAACCUAAGCACCAAUGAGUUGACCAGUCUAGAAGACCUAUCGUCUCUGAUAAAGCACUUCAAGAAGCUGCAGGUACUGGAUCUCAGCAACAACAAACUGGGAUCUGCAGAAGAAAGUCGACACUGUGUUUGGACACAAAAUAUAACUCGUUUCAUUGCACACCACAACUACUUUUCAAGCGAAACAUUUCACUGUCUACCUACCACUGUUUCUUACUUGGAUCUGUCCGACUGCAACAUGGACCAGCUGGACUUGACCUACUUUAAGAAAGCUACAAACCUAAAAAUUCUAUUACUGAGUGGGAAUAAAAUUAAGUUCAUCCCAUCUAAGUGGGAGUCCCCAUCUCUUCAGUUUUUAGCUUUGGAUGGAAAUUCAUUUGGAUUGAUAAGCAAGGCAUCCUUUCAUCAUAUGCCUCAACUGUCUCAGCUCACGGCAGGAAACAAUCCUUACCAUUGCACUUGUGAGCUUCACUCUUUUGUCCAGGACACCAUCGCAAUUGGAAAGGUCAAUCUCACUGACUGGCCAUUGAAUUACAGAUGCUAUCACCCGGAACCGUUCCUCAAUACCUCAAUAUCCAAAUAUUUUCCUGGUCAAGUAGCAUGUGACAUCAGACUUGUUAUCAUCAUUUCUGUUGCAACCACUGCCGUAGUGAUCUUGAUAUUUGUUCUAAUUUGCUAUAUUUUUGACCUCCCAUGGUACACUAGAGCCACGUAUCAGAUCAUACAAGCCAAAUACAGAGCGCACAAGGAAAAUCUAGCAGGGGGCGUUGGGAACUUCAAUUAUCAUGCCUUCAUAUCCUACAGCCACUCAGAUGCUGACUGGGUGAGGGACCAGCUCUUACCCUGUUUGGAGAACAACAAGAACCCCUAUCGUCUGUGUAUUCAUGAGCGGGACUUUAUGCCAGGAAAAUGGAUCAUUGACAACAUAAUUGAGAACAUUGAAAGCAGUCGUAAGGUUAUUUUUGUCCUUUCCCGGCACUUUGUGAACAGUGAAUGGUGCAACUACGAGCUGUACUUUGCUCAGCAGAGAGCAAUGGGAAAGACCUUCAGUGAUGUCAUUCUGGUUCUGAAGGAGCCCAUUGAUCCAAGUUCCUUGCCCAGCAAAUAUUGCAAGCUCAAAAAGAUGCUGAGUACCAAAACAUACCUGGAGUGGCCCCAACAGGUCAACCAGCAGCCAUUUUUCUGGGCACAGCUGAGGAGUGUUUUGGGUAAACCCACAAUGACUCGUGAGGGGACUAACAGCAUCAGGAGUAGAAACUCAUCCGAAUGAUUCUCAGGAGAAAGGAUACCAGAAGUAGAUAAACCUCUUGAAGGCAACAAAAAAGAAAUUCAAAGUGAAAUUAUUCACGGAACUGAAACUAAACUACAAGAUCAAAGAAAUAAAAAAUAUCAAAAUAUAAUGUUAUUUAUCACAUUUCCACAAUGUCUUUUUGGCAAGUACUUGUCCAUCUUGAUAACAUCAAGUUGAUAGCAGGACCCACCACUUUCUCACUUUGUGAUGAGAGAAAAGUAUAUAAGAAAUCAGUUCUGUUUACAUUUUGAUGGAGAUAAUUUAAAUACAUUCAAAUACUUAAAUGCAGAAUGUGCCUGACUCCAGAGGCUUGUAUGUUACUAGACAUUCAUAAUCCUUACUAUGCAGUGUUGAAGUAAAGUUUUGUACUUGGAAAAGGUUUGUGUGAUGCUUGUUUACAAGAGACUGUUGCUAUUUUGUUUCACUUUUCAAUUUUGUCAAUAAAUAAAAAUAUGAAAGAGUUUUUCUUUAUUUAAAUAAGUGAAACAGUGUAGGGUUGUAGUUUGAAUUCAAGAGCAGUUAAAUUUUAAGACACUGUCCUAAGGAACAAUUCAACAUGUAGAAAAUAAAAUUUUUGCCAUGAACUCCUUAUUGUGUCAUAGAACAUCAUUAGAGGUGGGUAGAGUAUAUUGUACUCAUGUAAGACUUGAAUAGGACUAAGGAGUAAGGGAAAAUAGGAAAUAAUAAGGGAAAAUAGAAAAUAAUACCAAUUUACAAGACCAAAAUCAAAUAGACUCAAAAAAACAGCAUGCAAGAAUAAAGAAACAAAAUACAAAGGAAUUAAUAUAAGACCUAUAAUAUAAGAAUUAAUAUAAGCAUUGCUAAUGUUUAUUCUGUAUUGCAACUGUUUUAAAUGUUUUGUUCCCUCUCCAUGACAUGGGAAAAAAUUAUUUACCAGCAAGUAUUUAAAUAUGUUCAUUCCUCUAAUCAUGGUUAACAAAUACUGUAGAUUUGGGAAUAUUUGCUAUUUAUUUGCCAAAGUUACCUGGAAGGAACAAAAUAAUCCAGGUGUUUCAAAUCAAAUGUUGCCCCCCCAUAAUGUGGAAAAAUAUUAAUUUACCAGCAAGCCUUUAACUCUAUUUAUUUCUCUCAUCGUGGACAACAAAUUCUGUAGAUUUGGAAAUAUUUGCUCUUUAAUUGCAGAAGCUACCUGAGGGGAGCCAAAUAUUUCAGCUGUCUGAAAUAAUCUGUUCCCCGAUGGGAAUGAAAUAAUUUACAAUUCAUUUACAAGUAUUUGUAGUUGUUGCCCAGGUUGAGAAGAAUAAGCACAGUUAAAAAUUCAGUUAAACACUGACUCUGCGGACAGGCAAUGCCUCCCAAUGCCCGUCCAUGCCGCCGGGCCUGAGACCAGGUUUAUUUAAUAAUUUACGUUAGGGUUUUGUUGUUUUAACAGCAGCUGUCGAUUAAACUGAAAGUUACAAUUUUAACAUGAUUACGUGAGUCGUGUUACCGAAAGAUUUAUCAUAAGCCCCGUGAAACUGAUUUGGAUCCGCCUCUCUGACUGCAGAUUUUCACUGCAGAUUGAACACAAGACCUGUCUCUGUUUUCAGGAUUUUGACUCACUGGCUCCCCCUUGUUGUCAUUUGAACUUGUUGCUGUGACACUAAAUAUUUGUGUUUCAUUGCAUCAUUUACUUGACCUCCAAAUGCCACAGCAGGUUCAGCAGAUAGAAAAAUAUUGUUCCUCAGUCAGAAAAGUAACUUGUGAUGUGUGAAAUUGCCAGAAAUUGAAUACGUGUUAUACAAAGAAAGAUAAAUCUAUAAUUCAUAUAUAAUACUAAUCUAGAUCAAGUCCAACUGCACAACAUUUUAAAGCACUUUCUUCUACUGACAAGCUUCAUGUAGAUAGGGAUUUAAUUUUCCAGCAGGACUUAGCACCUACCUAUACUUGGUAUCAAUGCUUGCUAGAAUAACUAUGGUACUGGUCAAGAAACUGGUCAUGCCUGAUAAAAACUGUUGAAAUUAAGAUUAUAGAUUCUUCAGCAGACAUUAGACAUUAGCUGAACACUGUUAUUAAAGCAACCUUAGCUCUCUGAAACCCAUCAGCAGAGUUUUUCUUUUUAGUUUUUUUUUAUUUAUGGAAAAACAAUGAACAACUGCAGAUUUAUUGAAUGCACAUAUAGAGCAUUUUCUAAUGUAUAUUAAUACUUUAGUUGAUUUAACACUUGGACAAUACAUGACUUAAAUUGAACUGAAUACUUACAAAAAAUACCAAGAUAGAAAUGUACCUUACUGUACAUCUUAUUCAGGUUAUUUUUGUAAUAUAAUGCGAUAUGUUAAACCAUUUAAAAAAAAGGGUAUGUAUAUGUUUCCAUGACUUUUAAGGACAUAGCAGCAGAUGGAAAGCUGCAUAAAUGACCUCACUGGCCGUGUUUGUUUUAACAGCAUUCUUGUUAAGGAUAUCAGCUCCACUGUAGUUUGGUUUUCCUGUUAUAAAAUGAAAAUAUGGAAAUGCAUAUGAAACCUUUACACAGAGGCCAGUGAUGCAAAUACUGAUGCAGAUGCAAAUGUUUAAGGGUUUGAACAGCACCCUGUAUCCUUAAGUGACGCAUUAAAAGUCGCCUAUGUUGCAAAUUAAAGGAAGCCAUUUGCAAAACAGGACAUAUAAUGAAAUGAGUCAUUUUAUAAAUUGAUGUCAUACUUUAGUAAUUCAUUGAAAAGUUUGCCUUGUGAUUUAAUUUAAGAAAACCCCACUACAAUAAUAUCGGAGCAUAAAUCUUGUUAUAAAAUGAUUAAGAUUAACUCCAAAGGUAAAAUCUCCAAAAUAAACUUGUCUCUGGGUAAAUGUUUUCAUGUUAAGAAAAUUGUAAACAUUUCAAGCAAAGAAAAAAUAACAUUCUAAAUAAUUAUUGCCCUGCAGAAGAGAAGAGCUGCCUCCCAGGCAAAAUAAAAAUAGCCCUAUAUUAUGUUGGACUGGUUCAAUGUGAUAAUGUUCUUGUUCUAACAAUACACUUAUCAUACAAUAUGCUAUCUUAUUACAAGUUAUAAAUAUGUUUAUGAUCAUUCAAUAUAUUUAUAAUGUAAGAAUUUCAUAAUUUUUCACCUUGAAUGGGUCUGAAAAUGUCUCUUGGUUAUUAGAAAUAUAACCCGCCUGAAUGUAGUUCAGGUGGUGUAGGUAGGCUUCCUCUGCCCCUCCGGAUCCCAUCGCUACCUCAGUGGGAUCAGACUCAUUGUUCCUCCUGGAAGGCACUGUCUGGUUUAACUUCCUUCUCAGUUUGCACAUGGCUAUCAAGUUGUUCAGCAGCAGCAAAAUUUCUCCAAACAUUAAACAGAAGCAGGAAAGCUUGAAAUAAUCCUUGAGACCAGAUCAUGAUCAUGAUCAUGAUUAUGAUCAUGAAUGAUCAUUUUGGUUCAGAAGCAAGAAAGGGUGGAGCAGCCCCACACCAGGGGCACAUUUAAAUCCCAGAUGUAAAUCACGCAUAAGAGCAGGAAGCUUGAAAUCCAAUCACUCAAUACUGAUGUUUGCUGAACAAACCUUUAUAAUACCAGACCUUGUUAUAUUGUGUGGUUUGUUUGUAUGUUGUAUCUGUGGGUUGUAUAUUUGUAACAUUAUACAAUCGGUAAAGUCUUUCUGAAGGGCCCACGUACCAAAUGUAUGGCCCGCCACUAUUUAUUAUAUAAAGGGUAUAUUGUAAUAACAUAAUUGUACAUUGCACAAAUGUAUAUUUUUUAUAAUAAUAAAGCUUUCAAAUUAUAA
This is a messenger RNA of Xiphophorus maculatus (southern platyfish), 6398 nucleotides long. It is a transcript of the gene tlr18, whose product is annotated as toll-like receptor 2 type-2. Lineage: Eukaryota; Metazoa; Chordata; Actinopteri; Cyprinodontiformes; Poeciliidae. Gene Ontology annotation, cellular component: membrane. Gene Ontology annotation, molecular function: transmembrane signaling receptor activity; calcium ion binding; protein binding. Gene Ontology annotation, biological process: immune response; inflammatory response; toll-like receptor signaling pathway. The record is from RefSeq and is a predicted model, not a curated record. Bases 192 to 2681 code for a protein of 829 amino acids. The transcript has 4 exons.